Triticum turgidum subsp. durum (durum wheat) is the source of this 591-nucleotide messenger RNA. The record is from the annotation of a GenBank genome assembly. Lineage: Eukaryota; Viridiplantae; Streptophyta; Magnoliopsida; Poales; Poaceae.
AUGAUGCGGAGUCCGGUGUUCUUGCUGCUGCUCUUGCUGGCCGUGUCCAUCAGGGGAUCAGAGGCGGAGUGGUGCGUGUGCAGGUCGGACGCGAACGAGACGGCGCUGCAGGAGACGCUGGACUACGCGUGCGGGCAGGGCGCGGACUGCGCGCCGGUGGGCACGGGAGGGAGCUGCCACAGCCCCGACUCGGUGGCGGCGCACUGCUCCUACGCCGUCAACAGCUACUACCAGCGGAACAGCCAGACCAAGGGCGCCACCUGCGACUUCGGCGGCACCGCCACCCUCUCCUCCGCCGACCCCAGCUCGGGGACCUGCAAAUACCCUGCAACCGCAAGUGCUGCAGGGACUAGCACAGGGAACGGCACGGCGACAGGCACGGGCACCGGCACCAACUCUUCUUCCCCGGGCUCGACGAACCCAGCUACGCCCGGCAUGGGAGGGAGCUUCACCACGCCGAUCGGCAGCGCGUCCGGCCCUACGGCGAGCAUCAUAGGCCCGGAGAGCAGCGGUUUUGCCGCCGCUGCGGCCGCUUUUGCUGGCGUCCGCGGCCUCGUCGGCGUCGCCGUGGCCUCCGUCCUCGCUUUCUAG